GGUUAAUCAGUUAGUUGAUCACCAGCUUGCUGCAGAGAAUCUUGACUCUUGUUUUGCUGAACAAAGUUCUACUUACAUUUUAUUAUUUUUGUGCAAUUUUAAUCCAUAAUCAUGAUCACUUGAUUGAAACUCGAAUUAAAUCUGAAAACAAGCACAUCAAUCAUAAUUUCGUGAAACAAUUUGACCGUCGCGAGUGAAUUUGUACCAUGAGUGUCACACCAAAGUGGCUCCAACUCCAACUGGUUUUAUCUGUCUGGUACAUAAUACACCAGCUCAAACAGAUCGUCCUUCGGUUCUGGCCCUUUCUCGAGCGCCCAAUUGUGAAAGUGAGCCAGGGAAGAGUUCGGGGCGUAACGGCCAAACUGCCCAAUGGCAGGCGUUAUCACUACUUCAAGAGCAUUCCGUACUGCAAACCUCCGGUCGGGGAGUUGAGAUUCCGGCCACCGGUUCCGUUGGAGCGAUUCGAGCAGCCCGUUCUCAACUGCAGCUACGAACGACCUGAUUUUAUUCACUAUCAAGCUCCGCUGGACAAGUUUAUCUUUGGAACGGAGUCGUCCCUUCAUUUGAGCGUCUUCACACCAGGCUUGCCGUCGGAAGGUGCCUCCCGAUAUCCGGUUAUUGUGUUUCUUCCGAGUGGGGGUUUCCGAGCGUGUACGAACAGUACCUUUAUCUUCGAUCCGGAACCCAUAGUUCUGGAGGGAGUGGUCGUGGUCACUGUCGGUUAUCGUGUUGGCCCGUUGGGAUUCCUUUGUCUACCGGAUGCUGGUAUCAGCGGGAACGCUGGACUUAAAGAUCAACGGCUUGCGCUGAAGUGGGUUCAUGAGAACAUCAACCAGUUCGGGGGCGAUGCCGGGAACGUAACCUUGAUGGGCUUAAGUGCUGGCGCGUGGUCUGCGUAUCUACACUAUCUGGCUCCGAAUUCAAGGAAGUACUUCCAUAGAAUUAUUUGCCAAAGCGGGGACGCCUGUACGGACUCGGUGUUCCAGCUAGAUCCGGAAGAAAAGGCUAGAAAACUGGCGCAGCUUUUGGGCUGUCGCGGUAGCACAGAUCGUGACGUUCUUGACACCCUCACAAAGGCCCCCGCCAAGCUGUUGACAAAGCUUCAAAAGAAAAUCUGCAGUUCCGGGGAAAUCUCCUGCCCAAUGAGGUUCAUCUUCCGGCCAGUCAUAGAGCGCGACCUCACUGCGGACAGCAUAAUUUGCCAACCGCCAGAGCAGAUUCUCAAAUCGUACGACACACUGCGAAUGCCGAUCAUGUCCAACCUGUGCAGCGCCGAAGGCGUGCUGGGAAUUAUGAUGAGCCGAGAUCGACUGGACCAGUACAACCAGGAGGAAUGGCUUGUGCCGCAGUUUUUGGGCCACUCGGAAAAGAUGGAUCGCCAAAGUGUAGGGAACGAGGUCAAGCAAUUUUACUUUGGUGACCGGAAGGUUGGCCAGAGCAGCUUAGCUGCGUUGUGCGACUUCAUGACGGAUUGUACCUUCGCCGUAACAUCCUGUCUGAGCGCCGAAUGGAUCGCUCGAUAUCAACCGAAUGUAGAGCACUACUUCAGCUACUUCUCGUACAACGGCCGUUUGAACUAUGCCAAAGCUGUAUUGAAUGUAGACGUUAAGGAAGCGAGUCACGGUGACGAUCUUUACUAUCUUUUCAGUGCCCCCUUCGUCAAAAAGUUACCCAAAGACAGCGACGAGUACAGGGUACGCGAGAUUGUAGUGAAAGCCGUUACCAACUUUGCCAAGUGUGGCAAUCCUACGCCGGACGAGAGUCUGCUGGGAUUCCAAUGGAGGCCGGUGGCGCCAACGGCGCCAAACACGACAAAGUUCGACCUGGAUAGUCUGGAGGUGAAUUUACCGCCGCGAAUGAUCCGUAAUCCCAACCCGGAACGGAAGGAAUUUUGGCGGAAGAUGAUUCGGGAGAAUACCAAUUUACUGAUUGGGUCCUCGUGCUGUAGAGUUCAACCUGGUACCAUGACUCUCAAGUGGGCUAAGCUACAGCUGGUCAUAGUGCUGUGGUACGCCUGGCACCAGCUUAAGCAGAUCCUGCUCCGAUUUUGGCCCUUUCUCGAGCGUCCCAUAGUGGAAGUACGCCAGGGUGGAGUUCAGGGCGUAACGGCCAGGCUGCCCAACGGCGUGCGUUAUCACUACUUCAAGUGCAUUCCGUACAGCAAAGCUCCGGUCGGGGAGUUGAGGUUCCGGUCACCGGUUCCACUGGAGAGGUUUGAGCAGCCCGUCUUGGACUGUAGUUACGAAAGGCCUGAUUUUGUUCAGAUUCAGGGACCUCACGACCUGCGCGUAGUCGGGGUUGAGUCGUCACUUCAUCUGAGCGUUUUCACGCCGGGAUUGCCGCCGGAAGGUGCUUCGAAGUAUCCCGUGAUUGUGUAUAUCCCGGGUGGAGGACUACGGGCGUGCACCAACAGUACGUUCAUCUACGAUCCGGCUCACAUCGUUCAGCAGGGAGUCGUCGUGGUCACUGUGGCGUACCGUGUUGGACCGUUGGGAUUCCUGUGUCUACCGGAUGCUGGUAUUAGUGGAAACGCUGGACUCAAAGAUCAACGGCUUGCGCUGAAGUGGGUUCAUGAGAACAUCUCCAAGUUCAGGGGAGACACCGAGAACGUGACCUUGAUGGGUCAAAGUGCCGGCGCGUGGUCAGCUUAUCUGCACUAUCUGUCUCCGAAUUCCAGAAAGUACUUCCACCGGGCGAUCUUCCAAAGUGGGGACACCUGUACGGAAUCGGUGUUCCAACUCGAUCCGGAAGAAAAGGCCAGAAAGUUGGCGAAGCUUCUGGGUUGCCGAGGCAGUUCGGAUCGCGAGGUUCUGGGUACGUAUCUCAACAACUUAAACGAGCGCACGUGCAAAAACCGUUGA
Messenger RNA from Culex quinquefasciatus (southern house mosquito), 2861 nucleotides. Its product is annotated as esterase B1. NCBI's taxonomy places the organism in Eukaryota, Metazoa, Arthropoda, Insecta, Diptera, Culicidae. The transcript has 7 exons. The record is from RefSeq and is a predicted model, not a curated record. The coding region runs from base 207 to 2861 and encodes 884 amino acids.